GAUGGAGGCGCCUCCCAGCCCUGUUGGCCGCGCAGCGCAGAACUGCGGGAGCUCGCAGGGCUAAGCCUGCUCCGGGCCGCCUUGCUAGCUCCUAUCUCCGCAGGCGGCCUGCGGUUCCCGGUCGCUGUGCCCGCCGUCCGAGGCAAAGGCAGGAGCUGGCCCGAGGCUCAGUGGCUAGCGCGGCUCUCGGAACAUGGCCAUCUGUGCAAAGCUCGUCCUGGAAGAAGGUGGCUUCAGUCACUGCGAUGCCUAAGAAUCAAGUGUGACGUUUCUCCGGGUACUUCAUGGUGUCCACCUCCAGCCUCUCCACACCGCUGCUCCACGCAGCUCCUGAAACAUGGGGGAACACGAGGACGAGAAGCAGAUCCAGGCUGGGCAGGUCUUCGAGAACUUCGUCCAGGCUUCCACGUGCAAAGGCGCCCUCCAGGCCUUCAACAUCCUCACACGACACCUGGACAUAGACCCUUUAGACCACAGAAACUUUUAUUCCAAGCUCAAGUCCAAGGUGACCACCUGGAAGGCCAAAGCCCUGUGGUACAAGCUGGAUAAGCGUGGAUCCCACAAAGAAUAUAAGCGAGGGAAGUCAUGUACGAACACCAAGUGUCUCAUCGUUGGGGGAGGACCAUGUGGUUUGCGCACUGCCAUUGAACUUGCCUACCUAGGGGCCAAAGUGGUCGUGGUGGAGAAGAGGGACACCUUCUCCCGGAACAACGUGCUGCACCUCUGGCCUUUCACCAUCCAUGACCUGCGGGGCCUGGGAGCCAAGAAGUUCUACGGGAAGUUCUGUGCUGGCUCCAUCGACCACAUCAGUAUUCGUCAGUUGCAGCUCAUCCUAUUCAAGGUGGCCCUGAUAUUGGGAGUUGAAAUCCAUGUGAAUGUGGAGUUCGUGAAGGUUCUAGAGCCUCCUGAAGAUCAAGAAAAUCAGAGUACAGUAUAACUUUCCUUUUCUGUCUAGAAAUCACAUUUGCAGGUCUCAGAGGAUGUUUCUGUAAGAGUUAUUCUUAUUGGGGGCAUAAUUCCAUCAAAAAAUAUUUUACCUUUUUUGACCAUUGCCAGUGCUGUCACUUUAGGUUUGUUCUUUAGCUCCCAGGGGAUUUAUUAUUAAGCCAUUAAACCUAUAAUUUGGUUA
Molecule: messenger RNA, 1129 nt
Organism: Hipposideros armiger (great roundleaf bat)
Lineage: Eukaryota; Metazoa; Chordata; Mammalia; Chiroptera; Hipposideridae
Product: protein-methionine sulfoxide oxidase MICAL2-like
Exons: 5
Coding region: 338-937 (199 amino acids)
Molecular function (GO): FAD binding
Source: RefSeq, a predicted model, not a curated record